AUGCUUGAGAGCAUAACGUUAAGGGAAAGUGGCACGGUCGAGAUUCCAUUACUUUAUGACGAUCCUCUGGUUUUCGAUAAGAUACUGAGCAUCAUGCACGGCAGGAACGUCUCUUUGAGGCCAGAAGAAAGUCAUGUUGAGUUCCUCGCUUCUUUCGCAGUCGCUGUGGACAAGUAUGGGUUUUUUGACUGCACGCGUGAGCUUGCCACAAAUUGGGCCAGAUCUGUAAAGGCGCAACAGUACGUCGACGAACAAACAUGCCUUGGCAUACUUCGGCAUAAGGCUGAACUAGGCGAUUUGCAAAAGGGACCGCAAUGUCUUUAUUGGCUUCGCAUCGCUUAUGUGUUCAAAAUACCCGACAUGUUCAAAGACGCUGCCACUGAUUUUUACGGAUCGAUCAGUAUCAAGGAACUAGAAGAGCUCAAAGACGUAUAUGGAAUUCCAAUUAUCGGGCUUCUCCCAAUUCCAUAUCCAUUUCUUGAGUCGUCUUUGGUUUCUCAACAACAGAAGGUUAAUUCCGCCAUGGUUGUCUUACGAGACUUCGUCGCAGGUCUUGACUCCGUCUUCCGUGAUGAUCUAACCAAAAAGAAAGACAGAGAUCUUAUCAGGGAAAAGCUUGAAGAAAAUUUGAACCCAUUCAAUCUUUGGCCGAUUCCUGACCCUCAACACCUCGAGGCAAAGAUAUUAAUAUCUGACCUGAGUAUGGUGCUGAGACAUCUUUGGUCCUCUCCAUACGAGUGGGAUCGUCCUUAUCCUCAGUGGUACUUCUCUAUGGCCAAAGGAAUCCUGGCGCCGUUGGAAAAAAAAAUUUGGUCUGAAGUACCGGUGUUCAACAUUGAAGAUUACCCUUCUCGUCUCGGACUUCGAGCCCAUCAUCGACCUUGA
This is a messenger RNA of Glarea lozoyensis ATCC 20868, 885 nucleotides long. RefSeq lists its product as uncharacterized. The coding region runs from base 1 to 885 and encodes 294 amino acids. The record is from RefSeq and is a predicted model, not a curated record. Lineage: Eukaryota; Fungi; Ascomycota; Leotiomycetes; Helotiales; Helotiaceae. The transcript is spliced from 2 exons.